AUGAAUAUUUUUUUGGGGGACUCUCUGAAUUUCUAUAGUAUUUAUAUAGUGGACACCCUUAAAUGGGAGACAGACGCCGCCCUCCAAGUUGACACACUCACAUCUAAGGAAACCUACCGCGCCGAACUCGCAUCGGCGGUCAGGGAAACAUCAGAAUCUCUGGAAGCACUCAGAAUCGCAUUACAGCAGCAAACGAAAGAGAACGCCAACAGCGAAGAACUGGCCACAGCCGCUAAGGAAAUCGCGAAGGCCGGAGCCAAACCUGGACAGACUCUUGAGCUAGCCAAGCAUUUAUCAGAAUUGCUACUCACUGAGUGCGACGCGACGGAAGAGGAAGCGAUGCUGAAGGACGUAGAAGCAUUGUCGUUGAGAUACGAAGAUCUUCUCGCUCAAGCGAAGAAGCGAGAAUUGCAGAUAAACAACCUGAGAACCGAGUAUCGUUUGCAGCGAGUCCGGCUGCCUGAUCGUGCUCCGCUCUGCUCGGAGCGCAACUGGAAACAACUCGACAACGACCUCUGGCGCCUGGAGCAGUGGCUGCAGUUCGCAGAGGCAACGGAAGAGUCGCGCACGGACCCGCCCGAACAGUACGACGCACUCGAAGACGCUAUACAGGACCACCGAGAAUUCCUCCUCGAUCUGGACUCGCACAAGUCGAUCGUGGUGUCGCUGAACGUGGUGGGCAGCCACGUGGCGGCGCACGCGAGCAGCGCCGCCGACGAGCGCGUGCGCGCGCGCCUCGCCCGCGCCAACACGCGCUGGGACCGCGCCUGCGCACGCGCCGCCGAGCGGCAGCGCACGCUGCAGCACGCGCUCGUGCACAACCAACAGUUCCACGACAUCGUCGUGGAGCUAGUCUCCCGCCUGGCGUCAGCCGAGCGCGGCGUGCGCGCGCGCGAGCCGCUGCGGCUGUCGCGCCCCGCCGACGAGCUGCAGCGCGACUUCCGCCGCUUCAGCGAGCUGCGCGACGAGCUGCAGCAGGCCGAGCCGCGCGUGCUCGCGCUGCACGACGCCGCGCAGCUGCUGCGGGCCGCCGACGCGCCGCCGAACGCUGACGACAUCUGCCGCAGACUGGGCGAGCUGCGGCUGCGGAAUUAA
This is a messenger RNA of Manduca sexta (tobacco hornworm), 1095 nucleotides long. RefSeq names its product dystonin-like. The transcript is spliced from 7 exons. Gene Ontology annotation, cellular component: nuclear outer membrane; cytoplasm; meiotic nuclear membrane microtubule tethering complex. Gene Ontology annotation, molecular function: actin filament binding. Gene Ontology annotation, biological process: nuclear migration. NCBI's taxonomy places the organism in Eukaryota, Metazoa, Arthropoda, Insecta, Lepidoptera, Sphingidae. The coding region runs from base 1 to 1095 and encodes 364 amino acids. The record is from RefSeq and is a predicted model, not a curated record.